AUGCUGAACGUAUCUACCGGAGGCAGGCAUGCAUUUCACCGUAUCUCUUACUACUUCAGGAAGGCUGCGUCUACCCAUCCAGACAGGCUGCAAGCUCGUCAGCUCGAGGUGGAGCGCAAGUUUAUAGUCACACCAGCUGCUAACUCCUACUUGCGCUCUAACGGCGGAGGUUCAGGAUUCAACAAAUAUGAGAGCCUCAGGAGGCAGACUACCAACGACAUCUACUACGACCGAGACGGUUUACUCUUUUCAAAAGGAGUUUAUGUUCGUCGGCGGAAUGGACAUUGGGAGGCGAAGAUCCGCACCGGCGGCGAUUUCAUCAACUCGGCUUUCGCGGAGAUCGAUGGCAAUAAUGCAGUGAGGGAGAUUAUCGAUCAGAACUUGAGUAACUCCGCAGACGGAGCUGACAUCGAAGAAAUUCUGAAGCCUUGUGCCGAAUUCGCCACGGAUCGAGAAUCCUGGAUGAUUGACGGCAAGUUCAAGGUUGACGUCGACAAAACAGACUUUGGACACAUAGUUGGAGAGGUGGAAUUGACAAGGACUCUCGAGUAUGCCAAUGAAGAGGAGGAAAAGUUAAGGGAGUUGAAGGAAAAGAUGGACCAAGAGAUCAAGGUUUUCAUGCAAUCGUACCCACAAGCAUUCCCAGUUGGACGCCCGGUUGGAAAACUGAGUGCCUACUUCCACAGGCUCGACCAUAGGAUGCGACUGCGUCAUUUUUUGCAGAUGGGCGAACUCUAUUCUGGAACUGAGUUUAUUCUUGAAUACUACUGGUCAUGCAGGAUCCCACCUGAGGAUUCCCUAUCAUACCUCAUGCACAGACUUUUAAUCCGCUUUUCUCGCUUUACUACCACAAAUAGUCUAUCACCAUUCCAGUUCCUUUGCUUUGCCAGCACUUGA
This is a messenger RNA of Pseudogymnoascus destructans, 897 nucleotides long. RefSeq lists its product as uncharacterized. The record is from RefSeq and is a predicted model, not a curated record. Gene Ontology annotation, biological process: thiamine diphosphate metabolic process; dephosphorylation. The transcript has a single exon. The coding region runs from base 1 to 897 and encodes 298 amino acids. NCBI's taxonomy places the organism in Eukaryota, Fungi, Ascomycota, Leotiomycetes, Thelebolales, Thelebolaceae. Gene Ontology annotation, molecular function: thiamine triphosphate phosphatase activity; magnesium ion binding.